Manduca sexta (tobacco hornworm) is the source of this 1787-nucleotide messenger RNA. RefSeq names its product synaptic vesicle glycoprotein 2C. The transcript is spliced from 10 exons. The coding region runs from base 69 to 1592 and encodes 507 amino acids. Gene Ontology annotation, molecular function: transmembrane transporter activity. The record is from RefSeq and is a predicted model, not a curated record. Gene Ontology annotation, biological process: transmembrane transport. Lineage: Eukaryota; Metazoa; Arthropoda; Insecta; Lepidoptera; Sphingidae.
CGCGCGUGUUCCAUUCAGUACCGUUUAGUAUCCCGAAGACUCCGCGCGUCUCGGCUUAGUGGUGGAAAAUGGACGAGAAUCGAAAGUCGGAGGACGUUCCCGUGCCGUUCGAGGAAGCUCUUAACAGAACUGGGAAUGGCCUCUACAACUAUCUCCUAGCAAUUACCUGCGCCUUGAUACUACUGGCUAUAGGCACGGACUUGUUCGGCUUCAGUCUGGUGGUAGCAGCUGCUUGUGACCUGAACCUUACUGUCAAGCAGACUGGGAUCCUGACCUCUUUGCCGUUUGUUGGAAUCCUGCUGGUUUCCUACGUCUGGGGAUACGUGUCGGAUACAAAAGGAAGGAGGUUUGCGUUGGUGAUGCCUCUGACGAUGUCGUUUAUCUUGGCCUGCAUCGGCAGUCUGUCUCCGCACUGGCUGUUUUUAGGCCUGGCGAAAUUCCUGUCUGUUAUUUUUUCGUGUGCAGCAAAUUCAGCAACCUAUACAUUAGUGGGGGAGUCCUGUAUCCAGCGAGUAAGGAGCAAGUAUAUGCUGCUGAUGACUUGUCUUUUAUUAUUGUCACCAGCCAUGGGUGCUAUCCUUGCUUAUCCCACAUUGAAAUUAGAUUUGGCAAUUGACGUUCCAUUAUUGGGGAUCGUGUACCGACCCUGGAGGAUAUUGGUGGUUGUCCUGGCCUUACCGUCUGGAUUAGGAGCGAUUGCCAUUUACUUUUUUUACGAAUCACCCAAAUUCCUAUUUAACUGCGGAAGGAAAGAAGAGGCUUUGGAAGUACUGAAAAAGAUUCAUGCUAUCAACCAUAGGGGUACAAAAGAGGAAUUGAAGGUCGACUCACUGGUACUAGAAGACGCGACCACCAAGAAGCAGAUGUCGGUCCUACGCGCAAUUGUGGAACAAAGCGCCCCAUUAUUCCGGUUCCCGCACCUUCGCCGCAGCCUGCAGUUGUACUACAUCGUGGGCGUGGUGUACAUCACAAACAACAGCUUCCUAAUGUGGCUGCCGCAGAUUCUAAACCUGGUCAGGAUAUCCAUGGAGUCGAGCACGGCUGGGGAAGGCAACAUCUGCUCUUUGAUGACCCUCAAACCGCAUGUCCAGGCUUCAGCAAAUUCUACUUCUGAGACACACGUCUGCCGCGGUCACGUGGAAGACAACGUCAUUUAUACCCUCAUCAUAUCCCAAUUCAUUUUCUCCUUCCUUAACUUUGUGAUAUCCUGUCUCCCAAAUCGGCGGAAGGUGGUUCUCCUGACGAUCCUCUCAGCGUCAUCCUUCAGCGGGGUGAUGUUAAACCUCACACCAGAGACGAUUUCCAGCGUGAUCUUCUUCGUCAUCUUCACCAGCACUUGCCUUGGCAUGGGGAUCCUGGCUUCGUUCUUCGUGGAUCUUUACCCUACUUCCUAUAGAGGGAUGGCGACUUGUUUGAGCAUCAUGGUGGGACGGAGUUGUGCAUUCGUCGGCAUAAACCUGGUGGGGAAUCUAAUAUUCAAUUACUGUCAAGGCACAUUCUACCUUUGGUCUUUACUAGUGUUUAGUAGCGUGGUUGCGGCCUGGUUUCUACCACCAGACAAAUCACCAGAAGCAAAGUCGAAUACCGUGUGAUAUUAAUUUCCUAUACGCAAUUAACUGUGAUUUCCAUUAUAAGUAUUAAAAUAAGUAUAUAUGCAAAAUUUAUUUAUAGGAAAAUACAAUAGCAAAGAUGUGACAUGAACUGCAGAAUGAAAUAUUUUAAGUUUGAAUGAUAUUUUGUGAGAAGGUUGAUGAUGUGUUUAAAAAUAAAAAUCGUUACUAUAAAUA